This is a messenger RNA of Juglans microcarpa x Juglans regia, 997 nucleotides long. RefSeq names its product rac-like GTP-binding protein RAC13. Gene Ontology annotation, molecular function: GTPase activity; GTP binding; protein kinase binding. Bases 183 to 773 code for a protein of 196 amino acids. The transcript is spliced from 7 exons. Gene Ontology annotation, biological process: actin filament organization; regulation of actin cytoskeleton organization; regulation of cell shape. Gene Ontology annotation, cellular component: cell cortex; cytoskeleton; cytoplasmic vesicle. The record is from RefSeq and is a predicted model, not a curated record. NCBI's taxonomy places the organism in Eukaryota, Viridiplantae, Streptophyta, Magnoliopsida, Fagales, Juglandaceae.
UAAGGUGGGUGAAGCUAUGCUUCUAGGUAGUUAAGUUCCUGCCUUUCCCUUUCAUUCCUUUGAAUACUAGAAAAACUCUUCAUUUUCUCCUCAAGUCGAUCUCCACUCGGUUAUAAGUGGAAGGCGUUUUGCAUGCUUCUUGGCUAUAAGGAAGAAAAAACAGUAAUUAAGGGCCUACGGAAAUGACCACAGCCAGAUUUAUCAAGUGUGUGACUGUGGGGGAUGGCGCAGUGGGAAAGACGUGCAUGCUCAUUUCCUAUACCAGCAACAGCUUUCCAACGGAUUAUGUUCCAACGGUAUUCGACAACUUCAGUGCCAAUGUUGUCGUGGAUGGUAGUAUUGUGAACCUUGGCCUAUGGGAUACUGCAGGACAGGAAGAUUACAAUAGGCUAAGGCCUCUAAGUUAUAGAGGAGCUGAUGUGUUUCUGUUGGCCUUCUCUCUCGUCAGCAAGGCCAGCUAUGAGAACAUCUCCAAAAAGUGGAUCCCUGAGCUCAAGCAUUAUGCCCCCAACGUGCCAAUUAUACUCGUGGGCACCAAACUUGAUUUACGAGAAGACAAGCAGUUCUUGUCUGAUCAUCCUGGAGCAACACCGAUAACAACUGCUCAGGGUGAGGACUUGAAGAAAAUGAUCGGCGCAGUCUUCUACAUAGAGUGCAGUUCCAAAACUCAGCAGAAUGUGAAGGCCGUGUUUGAUGGCGCCAUAAAGGUUGCUUUGAGGCCACCGAAAACAAAGAAGAAACCACGCAAGCAAAGAACGUGUGCUUUCCUCUAGCGGCCAAUACGAAAUCGAUCGUGAUUAAUGUCACUUGUAAUCUAUAUUUUUGUUUCUCUUAAUUGUUAUAUACUUUUCUAAUACGUAUAAGCUCAGUCUGGAGCAAUGGGACAUUUUUUGGGAGGACGUUUCCCAUCAAUAUAUAUAUAUAUAUAUAUAUAUAUAUAUAUCCACAUUGAUUUAUAUGCCAUAUGAAAUUAGUAUAAGCAGUAUUAAGUUGAUCA